AUGCCACUCUUCCGCAAGAAACCCAAGUCUCCCCCCACCAACCCGCUCUCAUUCCGAUCUGUCGAGCAUCUUCCCCAACUGACCGACCGCCGCGGCUCUUCCGUCUCCACCGCCAUUCCGCCUGCUGUCGCUGCUCAUCCUCAUCCUCAUUCACUCUCUCAUCCUCAGCCUCUCCCGGUCCCUCCUCCCCCUCAUCCUCCUCCCUACCAUCACCCCGCCCACUCGCCCUCUCAGUCGUCCCUGCAGCGCUCCCAAAGUCAGCGCCAUUCCCGCAGCGACCCCGCCGUUGGCAUUCCUGCCUCGCCCUCCGCGCCGCAGCAGCGCUUCGAGGUGGACCCGUCCGACGACGACCACGACGAACCGGAACAUCACUCGCGACGCACCAUUCGGAACAUUUUUUCCCUGCACUCCUCCAACACCCCGAGGGAUUCCACCGGUCCUCUCGAGCGCCGUCGUUCUUUAAGGAAGUCGUCCCCCGCCGCCGCUCGUCGAAACCGUCCCUUGUCCGUGGACACGACCAGCCCGGACAACCGCCCUCCCCUGACCUCCCGCUCGCGAGAGUAUGUGGUAGAGUCCCUCCACGCCACGCCUCAGUCUCCUAUGCCGCCGCAGGAUUUUCAUCCUUCAUCUCAGAACAACCCCCGACUGCCUCGCUCACCGCAUAUUCCUUCCAUUCAACGUUCCAACACCGACUCCUCCUUGGCGGUCGAGCCCCUCCCUCCUCCGACCAGUAUACACCAGCCGUCGCCUAUCGACCCGUCCAGAAAGCCCCCGCCCGAGCUGAUCCCCGGCCCGUCCCAGCAGCAGCAGCAGCCAUCUCUGGACCCGUCCAACGCUCGUCCGCCGUCGCGACAGUCUCUCGGGCCCCCCUCUCCUCUUCGUCCGCUCCCCAAUCAUCCCACAGACACUCCGCAACAGGGUAUGUCGGAACGCCCGUCCACGGGACCUGCACCGGGUCCCCCUGCCAGUUCUGCCUUUGGGCAGGGCUCCGCCGACACAGGCCUCCGCAAUAACAAUACGACCGCCCAUGGGUCGUCGGAACCCGGUCGCAGCACCCCGACCUCCAACCACAGUCGAAGCCGCGACGAGGCCGAUCUCGAUGUGCGAACCUUGGUGCAGAAACAUGACGAACUCCAGGCCAAAUAUUCCAAAGUGAAACGAUACUACUUCGAAAAAGAAGCCCAGGUGCAACACCUGCAGAACACGGUCGCCCAUCAGCGUAUGGCGGUGUCGCGCACCGUCCUCGACGACAACGAGUAUGCCAACCGGUUUGGCCGCCUCGACGGAGCCAUCAAGGACCUGGCGUUCGCGGUCCGGAAGGAUUGGAAGACUCUCCCCGGCUGGCUGAGCGGAUUUGUCAACGAGGAUGCCGCCGCCGUCGGCACCAAGGAGAUGACUGCCAUUGGCCGCGCGUUCAUGAGCCGCUGGUUGGCCGAUGAAGUUUUCGGGCGGUAUUUCAAUCCGGUGCUAGAACCGUCGUUCAGCCGUCAGCUGAAGGAGAUCGAACUCAACCUGCGCCGGCAGCAGGGCAAGACCGCCACGGAGGAAGACAAAGAGAAUGCCAUUGCCCGCAUCUCCAACUGGCGCCGCACCACCUUGGACGGGCUCGAGGACGCGCUGAUCGGCCCGACCGCCGACGAAUACCGCACCCAGCUCAUCGACCAUCUAGUGGGGGGCUUGUUCAAGGCGCUCACCGAUCAUCUGCAGAGUCCGCCGCCGCCAGGAAUCGAAAACGGGGCUCGUAUGAUCGUGGAAAACGCCAUCGGGAUUUCAGAGAAGAUCCCUCUGGAGUCGCGCGACCUCUGCGUGGACUAUCUCCUUCCGGGCACCGUCCUGCACGAACCUACGAUGAAGGUCGAGACCGGUAUUCCUCCUUUGACCAAUGCCGCCCUGCCCGAGGCGACAGCCACCCGCGGUUCCGACGACCAGGACCGUCCGGCGGACCACCCCGGCGUCGAGGACCUCGACGUCGACCGGGACUCUUCGUCGGGCUCAACCAACCCCGACGCCGCCACGCCGGGACGUGAACAGCGCGUUCGCUCCGUCUUCAGCAGCCUGAUGGGUCGCAAACAACAGCAGCAACAACAGCAACAAGGCGGUGGUCCACCGAUCGCCCCGGGCCCUGGCGGCAACGGGGACUCGGUCCGUCCGACGACCACCGGUGCCGAUGGUGGCGGCGUGGUCCCUCCCCAGCCACGCAUUCGCUUUUCGACCUUCAUCACGGCCGACGUGAGAGGACGAGGACCAGUCAACGUACUCGUCAAAGCGCCUGUAUAUUUGAUGGAAUGA
Aspergillus affinis is the source of this 2289-nucleotide messenger RNA. RefSeq lists its product as uncharacterized. The record is from RefSeq and is a predicted model, not a curated record. NCBI's taxonomy places the organism in Eukaryota, Fungi, Ascomycota, Eurotiomycetes, Eurotiales, Aspergillaceae. Bases 1 to 2289 code for a protein of 762 amino acids. The transcript is spliced from 2 exons.